Molecule: messenger RNA, 549 nt
Organism: Guyanagaster necrorhizus
Lineage: Eukaryota; Fungi; Basidiomycota; Agaricomycetes; Agaricales; Physalacriaceae
Exons: 3
Coding region: 1-549 (182 amino acids)
Source: RefSeq, a predicted model, not a curated record
AUGUUUUCCAUUCUUUUGUCGCUCUUUCUCGCAGGUCGAGUUUUCGCUUUCACCUUUAACGUAACUGUGACGCCAGCGCUGGCGACCCUGGCCCCCUUACAGCUUUUGAACUUUUCGUUCACUGGCGCAAUCGACUCUUGCCAGUCCCUCUGCAACGAUGCGUCCACUGCAUUCGCCAAUUGUACUGCCUCUUCCCAGGCAGCCACUCCGGCGCCGGACCCUACCCCUGACCCUGCCUCCGACUGUCUCUGCGCCAACAGCACUGUAGUCGCCCUCGUCAGCUGCGAGCAAUGCAUCUUUUCUGCCCAAAUCGCUGCCAAUCUCCGCCCUAAUGAUCCUCGCGCCGGUAGUCAGCCAUUGUUGACAGCCUAUUCCGCUUCGUGCGCUGCUGCCAAUAUCAAUCUUACCACCUCUCAAACCGCCUUGACACUCCCUGCGAACUGGGACGGACCAUCCGGUAUUCAUCUUUCCGUCGCUGGCACCGUUUUUACAGUCAUGGCAGCUACCGGCCUUGGGGGCUCGGCAAUGUGGAUGUUAUCUAAUUUGUGA